AUGGCCAAAUCUCAACGAUCGAGCGUCACGAAAGCCAACAAUCAGCGGCUCAAAAAGAAUGUAUUUGGUCCAGUAGAGGCGGCAAGGCAACAGCGCCUCUCGGCGAAGCUUCUCGAGAUCGCUUCGCAACCCAAGCCUGUGCCCGAGAAGGAAAUGAAAGAUGCGGCCGAGCAGGGUGAACCAGAUGAGACCAAGGCUGCUGGUGAAGCCAAGCCAGAAGACACGACCAUGGAAAUCGAUCAGACCUCAAAAUCUACCAAGUCAAAAGCGAAGGGCAAGAUCGUCAAGAGACGAGGACGGAAAUCCAACAUUGUCUUUCCGAAAUUCGGGGACCGCAACAAGAAGAAGAGAGCCGGCCCAGCUUUCCACGAGGUCGUCGGCGAGGGCGAAGGCAUAAAGGAGUGUCGCGCCCAUCAUGCAGCUCGCAAGGAAAGGGAUUCCAAGCCCUCUACCUCUCUAGCCGUCCACUGGGCGGAAAGCCUGGGAAAUUCCUCUGACGACUAUGGAAAAAGCAGCUGCGGUAUAGCCUGA
Molecule: messenger RNA, 531 nt
Organism: Diaporthe amygdali
Lineage: Eukaryota; Fungi; Ascomycota; Sordariomycetes; Diaporthales; Diaporthaceae
Exons: 4
Coding region: 1-531 (176 amino acids)
Cellular component (GO): preribosome, large subunit precursor
Source: RefSeq, a predicted model, not a curated record